AUGCUCAUUUGCUUCCAUGCUUGCUUUAUUUGCAACUGGUUAAGCUCCGUACUAUGUGGAUAUCUACAGAUUCUCUGCUUGAUGACGAUGACACUAUGUGUGAGUUCUAUUCUGGGGAACUUGGUUGUGAUGUUGGAUCUGCAAGUCUUUGAAGUUGCUUGGGGAUCCCGCACGAGGGAUAAGCAAGACAUUGUCUAUCUUGAGCAUUGCACCAUUUGCAUUGCUCGAAUCCCUAAAGCACUACAAAAUUCCACGAGACUUCACCAGAACUCUCCGGUUCAGAAUGGGGCACCUGAGAGUGCUGUGUCUUCCAAGGAUGUGGAGGAAUUAUUGAGAAUCAUCAGGAAGUCUGAUUACAAAGUUGUUGAGCAGUUGGGUCAGACCCAGUCAAAAAUUUCCAUCUUGCAACUGUUGAUGUGUUCAGAAGGUCAUAGGGAUGCUCUCUUGAGAAUCCUGAAUGGUGCUUACGUCCCGCAUGAAAUAUCUGUGAAUCAGUUAGAGGCGGUAGCCAAUAACAUCUCCGCUGGGAAUGGUUUGGGAUUCACUGAUCAUGAUCUUCCUCCAGAAGGGAGAAACCAUAACAAGGCUUUGCAUAUUUCGAUUGAGUGUAAGGGGACGACCUUGUCCCGUGUUUUGGUCGAUACUGGGUCUUCUUUGAACGUGCUUCCCAAAUCAGUUCUAAUGAGAAUUGACUAUGCUGGUGUGGAGUUAAGGCCUAGUGAGUUUGUAGUGCGCGCCUUUGACGGUUCAAGGAGGUCUGUGUUCGGAGAGGUAGAUCUACCAAUCCAGGUUGGUCCUCAGAUCUUUACUACAACCUUUUAUGUGAUGGACAUUCAACCUGCUUACUAUUGUUUGUUGGGACGACCGUGGAUUCACAAGGCUGGUGCUGUGACAUCCACUCUUCAUCAGAAGUUGAAGUAUCCGGUUGACGGUGAAGUGGUGACAAGUUGUGGUGAAGAAGAUUAUAUCGUGAGUCACUUGUCCUCUUUCCGAUAUGUAGAGAUCGAAGGUGAAAUACAUGAGACGCCGUUCCAAGCGUUUGAGGCUGUGAGUGCUGUGAGAACUCCUCUUUAUGAGAUAACGAAGCCAGAAACGGUUAUGUCCUCUUUGAAAGAUGCUCAGGUCGUCGUUGAGACUGGAAGAGUGGAAGGUUGGGGGCAAGUAAUUGAUGUGCGUCCCAAAUUUGAUAAGAAGGGUCUUGGUUUCAAUCCUGGAAAGCAGAAUGCAUCGCCUAAGCCUGGUAUCCUUAGCCCGAUCAAGUUUGUAAGUGGGGGUGUCAUUCAAGAUGGGCAGGUUAACACCAUUGUCAAUGGUGAAGAGGUGGAUAGUGAUUGUGACUUUGAUAGCUGGAUUCGUCCAAGUAUUCCUGAAGAGGUGCCUCGCAACUGGACAAUUGAAGAUGUCAUUCAAGUUACACAGGCUCAGGAAUGUUCCACCACCCCGGAUUCCAUUGGUAACAGUUCCGCUAUUGCUUAUUAUGAUUUUGACAAUCCGAUCUACCAAGCCGAGGAGGAAGCUUAUGAAGAUUGUGAUCUCCCCGAUGAGUUGGCUAGAUUAUUGAAACAGGAAAAGAAAGCGAUUCAGCCGCAUCAGGGGGAAAUUGAGAUGGUAAAUGUUGGCACUAAAGAGCAGGUCCGAGAAGUCAAGAUAAGGGCUGCGCUUGAGAAUAGUGUGAAGCAGAGACUUAUUGAUAUGUUGAAAGAGUAUGCGGAUAUCUUUGCUUGGUCCUACGAGGAUAUGCCUGGUCUUGAUACAGAUAUUGUGGUACACCGUCUACCUCUCAAGGAAGAUAGUCCUCCUGUCAAGCAAAAGCUUCGAAGGACUCGCCCAGACAUGUCUGAAAAGAUUAAGAAAGAGGUUGAGAAACAGUUUGAUGCUGGUUUUUUGCAAGUUGUGAAUUACCCGCCAUGGGUUGCUAAUAUUGUUCCUGUACCUACGAAGGACGGAAAGGUCAGGAUGUGUGUUGAUUAUAGAGAUUUGAAUAGGGCGAGUCCGAAAGAUGAUUUCCCUCUUCCCCAUAUUGAUGUGUUGGUGGAUAAUACUGCUCCUUUCAAAGUGUUUUCCUUCAUGGAUGGCUUCUCUGGGUACAAUCAGAUCAAGAUGGCACCAGAAGACAUGGAGAAAACAACGUUUAUCACACCAUGGGGAACUUUCUGA
Messenger RNA from Vicia villosa (hairy vetch), 2157 nucleotides. RefSeq lists its product as uncharacterized. Lineage: Eukaryota; Viridiplantae; Streptophyta; Magnoliopsida; Fabales; Fabaceae. The record is from RefSeq and is a predicted model, not a curated record. Gene Ontology annotation, molecular function: aspartic-type endopeptidase activity. The transcript has 2 exons. Gene Ontology annotation, biological process: proteolysis. The coding region runs from base 1 to 2157 and encodes 718 amino acids.